Molecule: messenger RNA, 2886 nt
Organism: Ceratotherium simum simum (southern white rhinoceros)
Lineage: Eukaryota; Metazoa; Chordata; Mammalia; Perissodactyla; Rhinocerotidae
Gene: SENP1
Product: SUMO specific peptidase 1
Biological process (GO): protein desumoylation; proteolysis
Cellular component (GO): nucleus
Molecular function (GO): deSUMOylase activity
Source: RefSeq, a predicted model, not a curated record
GGGAGGGGUGAGGAUGGAGGGAGCCCGGGCCGGGAGGCGGUGCGGGCCGGGCCCGGCAGCCUGGGCUGCGCUGGGCGGAAGCGGGGAUGCCUGUGGGGACGGCGCUUUUCCCUCUGCCCCGCCCCCUGGGACCACCUCCCCUCCCCCCUGCUGUCGGCCGGCCGCGGUGGGGCCGGCGGCCGUUAGUUCGGCUUCCCGAGGCCGCUCCUUCAGGCCUCCUUCUCCGGGGCGGCGGAGAGGCCGUGUCCCCGCCGCUCCCGCAGGCCCCAUCUCCCCUGCUUGCCGGGAAGAGACCGGCUGGGAUUUCGGAGCUUUCCCGCCAAAGCAGGCUCUUCUUUCAGGGGCAGGCUGUUUUCCCCGGGAAGCUCGGCUUUCCGUCACACCUGCCUCACCCCCCGCCUUCCUUGAGACCCGAACGCCCUUUCUCAGCUACUUCUGCGUCUCCCGUAAACAUUUCUCCAACUCGUUCACUCUGUGGUGUCUCCCCGAGCUGUGAUAUUGUAGUGCCACCACCAGCAAGAAACGUCCGGACCCUCCUGCCGGGUUAUGAAAAUCCCCUUACCGGCCACAGUUUGCUUACCUGGCUCAUCGCCGCCUGGACUUUGUAUCUUUGUUAAAGUCAGUGAUGUGAAAAGACCUGACAUGGAUGAUAUUGCUGAUAGGAUGAGGAUGGAUGCUGGAGAAGUAACUUUAGUGAACCACAACUCCAUAUUCAAAACCCAUCUCCUGUCACAAACAGAUUUCCCAGAGGACCAGCUUUCACUGUCUGACCAUCAGAUUUUACCUGACAGGCAAGGAAAUUUGGACCGAUCUUAUACAUGUUCUACAAGAAGUGCAGCUUAUAAUCCAAAUUAUUAUUCAGGAUUCUUUGUCAGCAAGAUGAGAUCUCCUCCCCUAAAAAGACACAACCCUUCCUCAGACAGUUUUCUUGGCUCAGGAGACUUAAGAACCUUUGGCCAGAGUGCAAAUGGCCAAUGGAGAAAUUCCACCCCAGCAUCAGGUUCAACUUUACAAAAAUCAAGAAACAGCCGAAGUCUUUACCUCGAAACCCGAAAGACCUCAAGUGUAUUAUCAAACACUUUUAUGGGAAAGUCAAACCAUCACUGCCAUGUGUCUGCAUAUGAAAAAUCUUUUCCUAUUAAGCCUGUUCCAAGUCCAUCUUGGAGUGGUUCAUGUCGUCGAAACCUUUUGAGCCCCAAGAAAACUCAGAGGCGACAUGUUAGUACAGUGGAAGAGACAGUUCAAGAAGAAGAAAGAGAGAUUUACAGACAGCUGCUACAGAUGGUCACAGGGAAACAGUUUUCUGUAGCCAAACCCACCACCCAUUUUCCUUUACAUCUGUCUCGAUGUCUUAGUUCCAGUAAGAAUACUUUGAAAGACUCACUGUUUAAAAAUGGAAACUCUUGUGCAGCUCAGAUCAUUGGCUCAGAUACUUCAUCAUCUGGAUCUGCCAGCAUUUUAACAACCCAGGAACCACUGUCCCACAGUGUGUAUUCCUUAUCAUCUUAUACCCCAGAUGUUGUUGCAUUUGGACCCAAAGAUUCUGAUUCUCUCCAUCAACCCCAACAUCACCACUCUCUUCCACAUCAGCCGGAUAAUUUACCAGCUUCAAAUACACAAUCCGAAGGAUCAGACUCUGUGAUUUUACUCAAAGUGAAAGAUUCCCAGACUCCAACUCCCAGUCCUACUUUUUUCCAGGCAGAACUGUGGAUCAAAGAAUUAACUAGUGUUUAUGAUUCUCGAGCACGGGAAAGAUGGCGCCAGAUUGAAGAGCAGAAAGCACUGGCAUUACAGCUUCAAAACCAGAGAUUGCAGGAACAGGAGCAUUCAGUACAUGAUUCAGUAGAACUGCAUCUUCGUGUACCUCUUGAAAAGGAGAUUCCUGUCACAAUCGCUCAAGAAACAGAAAAAAAAGGUCGUAAAUUAACGGAUAGUGAAGAUGAGUUUCCUGAAAUCACAGAGGAAAUGGAGAAAGAAAUAAAGAAUGUAUUUCGUAAUGGGAACCAGGAUGAAGUUCUGAGUGAAGCAUUCCGCUUGACCAUUACACGCAAAGAUAUUCAAACUCUAAACCAUCUGAACUGGCUCAAUGAUGAGAUCAUCAAUUUCUACAUGAAUAUGCUGAUGGAGCGUAGUAAAGAGAAGGGAUUGCCAAGUGUGCAUGCAUUUAAUACCUUUUUUUUCACUAAGUUAAAAACGGCUGGUUAUCAGGCAGUGAAACGUUGGACAAAGAAAGUGGAUGUAUUUUCUGUUGACAUUCUUUUGGUGCCCAUUCACCUGGGAGUGCACUGGUGUCUUGCAGUUGUGGACUUUAGAAAGAAGAAUAUUACCUAUUACGACUCUAUGGGUGGGAUAAACAAUGAAGCCUGCAGGAUCCUCUUGCAAUACUUAAAGCAAGAAAGCAUUGACAAGAAAAGGAAAGAGUUUGACACCAAUGGCUGGCAGCUCUUCAGCAAGAAAAGCCAGGAAAUUCCACAGCAGAUGAAUGGGAGUGACUGUGGCAUGUUUGCCUGCAAAUAUGCUGACUGUAUUACCAAAGACAGACCAAUCAACUUCACACAGCAACACAUGCCAUACUUCCGGAAGCGGAUGGUCUGGGAGAUCCUCCACCGAAAGCUCUUGUGAAGACUGUCUCCGUUAGCAGACAUUGACCUUGUGGGGGACCAGCUCUUUGUUGUCUACAGCCAGAGACCUUGGAAACAGCUGCUCCCAACCCUCUGUUCUUGUAAAGCCCUUGAUUCUGGACCAGGCCCUGGCGAGAUGCAUUCACAAGCACAUCUGCCUUUCCUUUUGUAUCUCAGAUACUAUUUUUGCAAAGAAACUUUGGUGCUGUGAAAGGGGUGAGGGACAUCCCUAAGCUGAAGAGAAAGACUGCUUUUCACUUCUUCA